This is a messenger RNA of Aspergillus neoniger CBS 115656, 1962 nucleotides long. RefSeq lists its product as uncharacterized. The transcript has 6 exons. The record is from RefSeq and is a predicted model, not a curated record. NCBI's taxonomy places the organism in Eukaryota, Fungi, Ascomycota, Eurotiomycetes, Eurotiales, Aspergillaceae. The coding region runs from base 1 to 1962 and encodes 653 amino acids.
AUGGAAAAAGCACUUGAGCCAUUCAAGUAUAACACAUUUCCCCUCGGUACAAUUACCGCCACAGGCUGGCUGCAUGAUCAGUUGGAGCUCGAAGCAAAUGGAUUGGCCGGCCAUCUCAACGACUUUUACCGCUUUGUGGCUGGGUCAACAUGGGUCGGGGGUGAUUGGGAGUACAGCACGCUAGACGAGGCAGCGCCCUACUGGUUUAACUACGUUGUCCCCCUCGCCUGGAUCAUCGACGACGCGCGCCUGAAAGCUCAGGCGAAGCAAUUUCUCGAUUACGUCCUUGACAAUCAAGCUGAAGAUGGAUGGCUGGGGCCCGAGAAAACUCACCAAACUCGAGGAAUCUGGGCACGUAGUCUGCUCUUCUUUGGCUUAGUGCAAUACGCACAAGCAGAUCCAUCCGAGACGGACCGGAUUGUAACAGCGAUGCAUAAGUUUACCAUCCUGGCUCAUUCCAUUCUCAAAGACAAUUUCACCGGCCUCAUCGAGAACACGACGCUUGGAGACAACUUUGAUCCUCACGGCUUUGGACUAGCCCGGAUGCAUGAGUUGUCCAUGUCAUUGCAGUGGUUGUAUGAGAACUAUCCACGAAAUAACUCGGAAGUAAUCUGGGAGACUAUAGAGCUUAUGUUUGCCGGCGGUGUCGCGGGUGGGAAGGACUGGACAACCUUCUUCGUGGAGGGCGUUUUCCCCACCUUGGGAACGCCGUAUAUCAUGACCAGCUCAUUCACCCAUGGUGUCAAUUUAGCGGAAGGCUUACGGUAUCCGACGGUGCUCUACCGAAUGAAUGGAAAUUCUUCCCUGCUGGACCAGACCGCGUCGACACUUGCUGGGAGCAUCACGGCCGAUGAGCAUCUGGGCGGACUCAGUCCCGAGCGAGGCUCAGAAACUUGCAUAUCGGUUGAGAUGAUGUUUUCCAUGGCCUAUCUGUAUCGGUUCUACGGCACCAGCGCAUACGCAGACCGAGCCGAGCGCGUCGCAUUCAACUCCCUGCCUGCAGCGCUAUCACCGAAUUGGUGGUCACAUCAAUAUGUCCAGCAGGUCAAUCAGCCUUGGUCCCGCAACUUGAGUGCCGUCCCUUUCGCGAACGUGAACUCCUACGCCAACAGCUAUGGCCUCGAGCCCAACUUUCCUUGCUGCACCGUCAACCAUGGCCAGGGUUAUCCCAAGUAUGUGGCCGCUUCUUAUGUGCUUGAGGGUGACAGCCAUGUGAUUCACGCACUACUGGGGCCCGAAACAUUGAGCACGAAGCUGGCUACAGGCAACGUGACCAUCGCAUGCACGACCAACUACCCCUUCUCAGGCCGACUGGAGUAUGCAGUCACAGCCACUGCCGACAUAUCAUUCUCCGUCCGCAUUCCCGACUGGGUAAACAAGACAAGCUCUCAGUACUCACUCGCGGGCGGAUCGUUCAAACCCCUCUCCUCGGACUCCAAUAACCUGCAAACCUUCAACCUCACCAAAGGAACUACCCAGAUAGCUGUGCAGCUAGAAAUGGGCAUCCAGGUCACAAAGUCACCAGCCAACGGCACCGCAGCCAUCUACUACGGCCCAUUAUUAUAUGCGCUAGACAUAGACUACAACUCCACCUACCACAGCCCCCUCAACUACUCCUCCUUGGAGCCAUUGCCAGCAGACCAGAUCGUGGCGCAGACACAUGACUAUGUGCUCGACCCAACCUCUGCUUGGAGGUAUGCUAUCGAUCCGACCUCGGUGACUGUUCAGCAGGUCUACGAUCGCGAUGGACAACUACAAAAUCCCAUCUGGGCGAAAAAUGCCACCCCCGUUGCCUUGUCCGCCAAUGCAUGGCUGGUCCCCUGGGAGGAGGACUCGGGGACCGCUGCGGUGCCCCCUAAGUAUCCAAAUGUCACUGGGUCGCCGAGUAAGAUCCGCUUGGUCCCUUACGGCUCGGCAAAGCUGCAUAUUGCCGACUUCCCCAUUGCGGUUCAGUCGUCCUAG